UGGUAGGGGCUCACAAUGGCAGGCACUAAGCUAGUAGCACUUGGGUUCCUUGUCCUCAUGAGCAUAGGGUUAGCCAAUUCUGUGAGGGUGGCUAGAUACUCUAGUGCCGCUGGAACUGGCAAUGGAGGGGGAGGGGGUGGAGGAUAUGUGAAUGGUGCGGGCUCAGGGUCAGGAUCUGGUACUGGAUCUGGUGAGAGCGGUUCAUAUGGUGCCCAUGCAACUGCUGGAGGGGGUGGUAGCGGGGGUGGCAGUAGCCAAUACGGUGGGUCUGGAUAUGGUGUAGGUUCUGGAUCAGGUUCAGGUUCUAGUCAACAUAGUGAAGGAAGGUAUCAUGGUUAUGGAGAAUCUGCCAAUGCUGGUGGUACUGGUGGUGGCGGCGGUGGUGGACAAGCUGGAGGUUAUUGGGGAUCUAGUGGUCAAGGGUCUGGUAGUGGCACUGGAUCUGGCUCUAGCUAUGCAAAUAAGUACUAUUACGGACCAGGUUAUGCAGGUGCAAAUGCUAAUGGCAAUGGUGAUGGCAAAGGCACUGGUGAGAAUGGUGGGAGUGGCGGCGGUAAUGGAGGUGGAUCUGGGUAUGGUAAUGCCAAACCCUAAUUUCUGUUACCCCGUCAAUCUAAAAGUGGAGUCCAACUUUUGUUGUUUCAAUGUAGAAUUUUGGUUUUCCAUGUACUCGUAUUACUUUUUUGGUAGAAACAAAUUAAUAAAGGACCCCACUGCUCCAUAGUGUAAGUGCAACUUUGGAGACGUUGUAACCGCGUCAGCUUAUCGUUGAAA
This is a messenger RNA of Phragmites australis (common reed), 774 nucleotides long. RefSeq names its product putative glycine-rich cell wall structural protein 1. The coding region runs from base 16 to 594 and encodes 192 amino acids. The record is from RefSeq and is a predicted model, not a curated record. The transcript has a single exon. NCBI's taxonomy places the organism in Eukaryota, Viridiplantae, Streptophyta, Magnoliopsida, Poales, Poaceae.